AUGCAAACACUUCAAGACCUCAUCCAGAUCCCCGGCAGCCGCGAGUUCGACGUGAGCUUCCGAUCCGCGGACAAGCUAGCCCUGUUUCUUCGCGUGUACGAGGAAAAGCGAGAGCUGGAGGACUGCUGGGAGAACUUUGUGGUGUUGGGGCGGAGCAAGUCCAGCUUGAAGACCCUCUUCAUCCUCUUCCGGAACGAGACCGUGGACGUGGAGGACAUCGUGACCUGGCUCAAGCGCCACUGCGACGUGCUGGCCGUGCCCGUGAAAGUGACCGACAGGUUUGGGAUCUGGACCGGGGAGUACAAGUGCGAGAUCGAGCUGCGCCAGGGGGAGGGCGGAGUGAGGCACCUGCCCGGGGCCUUCUUCUUGGGAGCGGAGAGGGGCUACAGUUGGUACAAGGGGCAGCCCAAGACGUGCUUUAAAUGUGGUUCCCGGACCCACAUGAGCGGCACCUGCACGCAGGACAGGUGUUUCAGGUGCGGGGAGGAGGGGCACCUGAGCCCUUACUGCCGGAAGGUCAUCGUAUGCAACCUCUGUGGCAAGAGAGGGCACGCCUUUGCCCAGUGUCCCAAAGCGGUUCACAACUCCGUGGCAGCCCAGCUCACCGGCGUGGCUGGGCACUGAACGAGCGUGCGCCUGCUGGGGUGGGUGAACACACAGCCCCUUACCCUUCAUAAGUGCCAAAAUUUUCUUUUUAAAGAUCAUUUUUUAUCGUUUUGGAAGGAGAUAUUUGUAAGACCUAACAGACUCUCUCUUAUGCCUUUUUAAAACCUCGUGCGCUCCUUUCCGGCCUAUUUGAAAUGGUGAGUUUUACCAGGAAGGACUAUUCGGAACUGUAGCGUACAGAUAGGUCGCCUGUCCCCCUUUUCCUCACAUCUCGGAUUUGUUUUGGUACUUCGGUCGACGUCCCGUCGUCCCCUUUGUACUGUUUACUACCUCCCUCCUCACACGUUGUCUCCGUAGAAGAUUCUUGCCCUUUGGGCUGCCUUGCUCAUCUUCAUGCGUCAGCCGGGUUUAGGGCCCAACGCGGGAUACGCAUUCCACCAAGUGUUUAUUGAAUCGCAAACGUUAACUGGUUUAUGUCAAGAGUGCCUACGUUCUGCAGCUCUCCGCUGGACUCUUUUUCAUUUGCUGCUUCUAUGUGAUACGAGAACUUGUACAAACUGUUGCUGGAAGUGUGUGAUCUGAAUAAGCUCUGAAUGGUGGCCCUUGGCCACCUCCUAGCAUAAAGCUGUAUCUGCUUUGUGACAGCUCCUUAUGGUGACUCAGAGACCCUUCUAUAGGAGCUUGGAACCUAGGCAGUCCUGCUGGAAAAGACCCACGAGGUGGUUUUUGGUGGAUUUUCUUUGGGGGAGGUUGCUUCUGUUUUGUGUUUUGGUUUGAGACGGGGUCUCCUUAUGUGGCCCUGACUGACUUAGAACUGGCUGCAUUGGUAGACCGACCAGGCUGGCUUCAAACUUAAGUAACCGUCUCACCUCUGCCUCCCUGAAGGGUGUUUUAACCUAAUCCCUUGGUUUUCCAGCAGAUGAAAUGAACCCAGAGAAGUUAAAUGACUGGGUCAAAGUACACAGCUGUGUGGUGCCUCAGAUAGUCCAUAGUGGAGUCCCCUGACCCCCAGCCCGGUGCUCACCCCACUACCUCUCACGCUUCACAACCAUCUCCUCGACACCGGUGAGCCAAGUCCGUCUGCUCCCUCUGUGGUGACGAUCCCAGCAUGAAGCUGAAAAACCAUCCCCUGAAAGCAGAAAGAGAAAGCUUGUCUUGCCACUUGAUAGUACUAGGGCGCUGGGGAAGGACCAUCGAACACACUCGAGGCUUCAUGCAUCAGUCCUUGGAGUAGACACCUUAAAUGUUCCAGGACCUCCCCUCCCACCGUCACAGUACUCAGUGAAAUGGUUCCCCUCAGCUAAGAAACUGCCAUAAAGAAACUGCCAUACGUUUACAUUUGCACCUCUGCCUCAGCUACUAGGAACCCUAGAGAGCUCAUCCGAAACCUUCAACCUCUGACCCUCAGGAGAACGGUGAUUUUAACCCAGAAUCAUGAGUGAGCUGUAAACUCAAAAGCGUUCUUGGGGAAACAGGCCAAAACAGAGGGUCUGGGUCAACUAAGUGUUACCAAGUUCAAGUGAAAGACAGUAAACUGCUUUUUUUCAGUUUUUGUCUUUGCUGUUUUGCUAUUUCCUUGUGGCUUAGAAUGUAAAACCAAUUGUUCAGAUUUGUUCUGAAUAAAUAUUUAUCUUUCGUA
Mesocricetus auratus (golden hamster) is the source of this 2245-nucleotide messenger RNA. Its product is annotated as zinc finger CCHC domain-containing protein 3-like. The record is from RefSeq and is a predicted model, not a curated record. The coding region runs from base 1 to 624 and encodes 207 amino acids. Gene Ontology annotation, molecular function: RNA binding; double-stranded DNA binding; zinc ion binding. Gene Ontology annotation, cellular component: cytoplasm. NCBI's taxonomy places the organism in Eukaryota, Metazoa, Chordata, Mammalia, Rodentia, Cricetidae. Gene Ontology annotation, biological process: detection of virus; activation of innate immune response; defense response to virus. The transcript has a single exon.